AUGACAAAUCUAGUCAAAGAAGCCACCAAAAUAAUUUCCGAGUCUCAAGAAGCAUCGAAUCAGGUGCGAAAAAUCCUGGCCCAAAUGGAAGAAGAAGAUACCGAAGCAGCUGAAACGAUAGAAGCCUUCCAAACAAUAGCGAUCAUCUCGCACAGCAUCUCAAUUAAGAUAAAUCGCCGACUCGCUUCAACAAACAAAAUCGAAAUCGAAGAAGGCCAAAGCAUGCUGCAGAAUAAGGUGCGGCCGGUGGUAGAAAACCUGAUGAAGCAAGUCCACAAGUCUCAAGUCUUCUGCUCGAAGGAGCUAGUAUUCUGGGCAAAAAUGAUGGAGCCCACGGAACAAGAUUCAGUCGACAAAGAAGAAUUCAUCAAACUGGAAGAAGCUGUCAUUUGGAUUCUGGAAAAACUCUGGGGCAAUUCAGCCACAGCAAUCCUCAGAAUGGCUCUUGCGAAAUGCGAGAAAAUCCCAGAAAUAGCCUCUAAAACAUCCCCAAGAUUCGUCAUGUUCGCCCACAUCUGGAACAUAAGAUUCAAGCAGAUACUUAGAAGACAGGAAAAUGAAAGAGAAGCAUCCUUUGCUAACGAGCAGCAAUUAGCAGCAGCUAUCACGAAGGCACUCUUUGGAGACAUACUUUUCCAAAUCACCAACACCCGCUGCAUCUUCCCAAGGCUGCUAGCAAGCGCGGCGAGAUCAGCGUGGACGCAUCUCAACAUCAUGUUGGGCGAAUCAAACCCACUCAGCAGCAGCCUGAAAGUCUUCCUAAUAAACAUCGAUUCCAACCCAAACUUCACGGCCUGGGAAGCGAUUCUAUCGCUAAGAAAAAUUUGGCCUAAUCGCUCAAACAUCCCCGAGGCAGAAUACAGGAUCCUUAAUCUGGGCGGGAUCGAUGAUAGGAUCGAAUUAGGCAUCGAGGUUCCAGCAUCUUUGAACGGAACAACAUACGAGAAGCUAUUCUGGCGCAUUCCGAUUCCACGAAGCUACGAGAACAAUGGAUUCCAGCGUCAAAGAAAGAGAAAGAGAGAAGAAAACGAAGAAGCCGCCAUCAUGGACGAACAUCAAGACGGAAAUGACGGCUUUAGCAGCUAA
Molecule: messenger RNA, 1086 nt
Organism: Oikopleura dioica
Lineage: Eukaryota; Metazoa; Chordata; Appendicularia; Copelata; Oikopleuridae
Source: the annotation of a GenBank genome assembly